Molecule: messenger RNA, 2175 nt
Organism: Exophiala aquamarina CBS 119918
Lineage: Eukaryota; Fungi; Ascomycota; Eurotiomycetes; Chaetothyriales; Herpotrichiellaceae
Product: E3 ubiquitin-protein ligase BRE1
Exons: 2
Coding region: 1-2175 (724 amino acids)
Cellular component (GO): HULC complex; nucleus
Molecular function (GO): ubiquitin protein ligase activity
Source: RefSeq, a predicted model, not a curated record
AUGACGGCCAUCGAAGUUCCCCUUUCACUCUCCUCCCAGCAAAGUCUUGUCAAGAUGGAUGAGCGCAAAAGACCUAGCCCUUAUGAUCAGGUUGAAUCCGCUCCUCCCUUGAAGAAGCACCAAUCUACUGCAAAUGGCGCUUCCAAGUCCCAUAAAGAUGAUGAUAUGCCUUGGAAGGAUGACCUCGAGAGGUUCCAAAAGGAUGCGAUCUACCGGCAGAUGCAAGAGUAUCGACGAGAAAAGAACACGCUUGAGACACAAUUGAAAGAGAUGCGAAAAAAGGCACGAUACCAUGAUGAUCAUCUUCGAAUCAUUGAUUCUUGGUUCCAACAGGUAGUUGACGAAGUCAAACUCGCUUCCAAGGGAGAUGACGAUGUAGAUAUGGACGCUGCCUCACUUCCCUCGUCCCUACUGUUCACCGAUCAUGACCAUUUCGAGGAGCACCUUCGCGAUCGCUCAACGGAAAUCAAGACCGUUAUCUCUCGUUUAUUUUCAAACACCAAAUCAUACACACCAGAUGUAGCAGAACUUCAGUCGAGAAUAUCUCGAUUAUUAGCUGCCGAAAAAGGUCACGUGGUCGAACUCUCCAGACUACAGGCAGAAAAAGAGGAUCUCGAAAACCGACUAGAAAAUGCUUCGUUGCGUUACAUGAUGGCAGAAAAGAAGAUUGAUCGAGCCAAGAGCGUUACAGUGGCAAAACUCGAAAAACAGGCUUUGUUGGGCGCUACAAAAGCCUCGCCAGAGGAAGGAGGUCCGGUUAAGCGUGAAGAUAGCACGGUCAAUGGAACAACAGACAAUUCGGAAGAGCUUGCGGAGCUGGAGAAGGAGUUGAACAAGACUGUAGCGACGUCUGAAAAGCAGAAAGAACAACUUGACAGAUUGGAGGAGGAAAACGCCAAGCUUAUUGGGCAAUUGACCGAACUAUCAACAAAAUCAGCGCUGUUGACUGACGAGGAUUAUGCUAAGACAGAAUUGUUCAAGCAAUUCAAAUCUCAGCACGAGGAUGUUAUAAAGAGAAUUAACAACCUUGAAGCGAUGAAUGUUGAGCUGAGAGAAGAGGCCCAAAAACUCCGGGCAGAGCGAACCAUUUUUCAGACACAGCUGGAAAAUGAGACUCUAAGUACACUUGCUGAGAAGGAGUCACUUCUAGCGGCAUCAGAAGCUAACUUGGCAAGAAUUCGGCACAAUCGAGAUGAACUUCUAGCUGAUCAAGCGAUUAAGAAGGCUACCUUGGAUCAAGAUCAGGAAGCAUCUAAAAAGAUGGCCGAUUUAGUCUCUGCGCAAGAAGAUCGCAUCAAGGCCCUGGAAUCCGAAAAUGAACGGCUAACGGCCGAGCCAAAUGGGAUGGCUGUGGAGAACCCGGAGCUAGAAUCUCUGAAUAUUGAUGAUUUGCGAGCAAAAUUCACCGAGCUGUCAAGGAAUUACCACCUUUUGAACGGUGAACUUGCGUCAAUGUCAACGGCUUUCACAAAAGCGUCAAAACUGGCGAGCCAGAAAGUAUCCGAUCUUGCCUUGCUGGAAGAGAAAGUGAUGCGAUUGUCUGCAGAGAAGGCCAAAGCCGACCAGAAAUAUUUUGCUGCAAUGAAAAGCAAGGAAACCCGUGACGGAGAGAUUCGAACAUUGCGGUUGCAAAAUUCUAAAUCUGGUGAAGCCGUGACUGCGUUGAAAGAAGCCGAGGGGGCCAGUCGGGCUUGCCUAACAACCAUGGAAAAACAAUUGUCAGACUUGAAAGAAGCAUUGGCAACGAAAACGAACGAACAUCGAAACGUGCAGCAGCAAAGUAUAAGCCAAGGAUUGGAAGCCUCUAGACUUCGAACACAGGUGACCGAAUUGAAGGGUCUGCUAUCGGCCAAGGACGCCAAAUUCGCCACAACCUCGAAUUUGUGUCGAUCGGCUGAAGUUGAAGUUGAAGAACUCAAAUCCUCGCUAAAGGACACCCGAAGGAAUCUCGAAUCCUGGAAGAACAAGAGUGGACAAUCCGAACAAUAUGAGAUGCUGCGCCAAUUCGCGUACUGCAAUAUCUGCAAGCGGGCGUUGAAAAACACGGUCAUCAAAACUUGUGGACACACGUUCUGCAAUGACUGCGUGGAGGAACGGCUAACGAGCCGAUCAAGAAAGUGCCCCAACUGCGGGAAAAGCUUCGGCAGUAAUGAUCACAUGCGGAUCACGCUUUGA